GAAAGGUUGUCUCCGAUAGAUUCCUUGCCUAUAAUAUCGCAACAUCGGCCCUCAUUGAAGGCAAGCUGAGAUCACUGCUGUGAACCUCGUUUAUUCAGGAAGCUUUCCCUGUGAAACUCGUCGCAGGUGAUGCUCUCGAUCCAGCAUUACCCUUCGUCGUUCCACCGCCCUCCGGACUUGUCAGCACCGACUUCAAUUAGCCAGCUUCACGGUCACUACUCUGUCAUUAAUGCGUGUGCCCCCAUCCACCCCUUCAGCGAGGAGCAGGUGAAGGAAAAGGGAAACAUCCUUGAUGAUAUCAAUGGUCAAAAGUGUCAUCUCUUCUCCCAAUGGGAGGAAACUUGGAGGGAAUUGCGGUACGGAACAGUCACAGAGAACCUAGAGGCAGAAAAUCGGGAAAAAUAUGGAGAGGUAGAGUUCUUUCGGAAAGCCUUCUCUGUACUCAUCUGGUACGUUAAGAGACUGAGACCUUUUAGCCGUGCGUAUAUCAUAUCCUUGAAGCCGUUUCAGUUGCUUCAUUGCAUGGUUACAGUACUGUGUCGAUACACAGUGAUGCCAAUUCACUUGACCUUAUGUGUUUUGUAAGCGCACAAAUAAUUUUCCGGGACCAAUGCCACGCAGUGUAGUCCCGGACAUGAAUCCCGGC
Pisolithus orientalis is the source of this 646-nucleotide messenger RNA. RefSeq lists its product as uncharacterized. NCBI's taxonomy places the organism in Eukaryota, Fungi, Basidiomycota, Agaricomycetes, Boletales, Pisolithaceae. The transcript is spliced from 2 exons. The record is from RefSeq and is a predicted model, not a curated record. Bases 130 to 585 code for a protein of 151 amino acids.